AUGAAGCCAAAAUCAUCGGUGAAUCGACCUCCAACACCAGAUGUUGCCGAUAAUCUCCCGGAAAGGGAACCCACGUUUCAGGAACUCCUCAAUAUCAAGUUUAUUGAGACUGGAGAGAAGGAGCGGUUGAUGGAACUUUUGAGGGAAAGACUUGUGGAUUGUGGUUGGAAGGAUGAAAUGAAAUCUAUUUGCAGAGCUUUUGUGAAGAAGAAAGGAAGGAAUAAUGUUACUCUAGAUGAACUUAUACACGCAAUUACUCCAAAGGGUCGAGCCUCUGUUCCUGAUUCUGUAAAAGCCGAGCUAUUGCAAAGAAUUCGAACAUUUCUUGUUUCUGCAGCUCUCUAA
Lathyrus sativus (Indian pea) is the source of this 345-nucleotide messenger RNA. The record is from the annotation of a GenBank genome assembly. NCBI's taxonomy places the organism in Eukaryota, Viridiplantae, Streptophyta, Magnoliopsida, Fabales, Fabaceae.